Messenger RNA from Gigantopelta aegis, 1873 nucleotides. RefSeq names its product potassium channel subfamily K member 1-like. Gene Ontology annotation, biological process: stabilization of membrane potential; potassium ion transmembrane transport. The transcript has 3 exons. Gene Ontology annotation, cellular component: membrane. Lineage: Eukaryota; Metazoa; Mollusca; Gastropoda; Neomphalida; Peltospiridae. Bases 622 to 1872 code for a protein of 416 amino acids. The record is from RefSeq and is a predicted model, not a curated record. Gene Ontology annotation, molecular function: potassium ion leak channel activity.
AUGCACAACGAAACAGAAGUUUAUCGAGAUAAAACACACACACAUAUAUCUACAUAUAACAUAUAACGAAUAUAAGCGGGACAAGAUACACUGGUUUGAGUGAUAAUUACAAACGCGUUCUGACCUGGUAUAUAAACACUUUCUGACGGGUAUGAGGAAGUACGAUUUGCGCACAUCUCAUUGGCUUUUCCUGAACGCAGUGGGAAUGUUGUAAUGAUAAAACCACGCCGCGACAAACAUGUUAACGUGUUUUAUUCUCAAUGAUGCAAACUCUUUCGUAAGUCCGUCGUACUGUUUCCCAAACCGUGUUUCAUCGGAGAAACCCGUUAGCCGACAGAGGGCGUUGAUAUCGAUGUGGAGUACGACGGCGGAGACGUCAUCAUCGUUGUCAGUUUUGAAAAAAAGAAUCCAGUGAUGAGAUAGAGGAAUGUACGUGUUCUCGUGGGAUUAAUCUUAUGUUCAAUUCUUAAUGAUGGAAAACAAGGUUUAGGACGAAAUCACGGACGGCAGAAACACCAUGGACGAAAGGUGACAGGAGGCAAUGAAGUUUAUAUACCAAAGGUAUGGACAACCCACAAACCGCCAUUGUAACUGCGAUACCGCCGCCAUAACUCCUCGAAUAUGACUUCCGGUCAUCAUGGGCGGAAGCAGACGUUGUCUCGAUCUCACAGGUUGUGGAAGAUAUUUGUGUUGUGUGUGAAGCGUUUCAUAACCUUCCUCGUUUCGCAGGUCGGUCUGACGUCAGCAGUUGUUGCGUACUGCAUGCUGGGAAGUGUCAUUUUCAAGAUGCUGGAGGCACCGUACGAACAGUCACAACGACUGAAGAUCAAGCAGCUGAAGGAGGCGCAGACGAAGAAGUUUCUGGAAAUCACCGAACGGCUGGACGUGAGUCCUCGAGGACAGGACCAGUGGAAGCAAGAAGCAGACGACAUUCUGAAAGCGUUUCAGGACGAGGUGUACCAAGUCAUCAAACACAACGGCUGGGACGGCCAAGGCAUGGAUGAGGAGCUGCAAUGGUCUUACGCAGGAGCCAUGUUGUAUUCCGUGACUGUCCUCACGACCAUUGGUUAUGGUCACAUAGCACCAAAAACCGACUGGGGUCGAAUAGUGACAAUAUUCUACGCCAUAUUUGGAAUUCCCCUGACCUUUCUGUGUGUGAGAAACAUUGGAUCCCUUCUCAGCAGCUGCGUCCGUUUCUUCUACCGACAUGCCUGCAUCGGUGCCAUCAACCAGUGGGUAGAAAUUCAAACAAAGAUGCAAGUCUCGAGAAAUCUCGAACGUCUCCAGCAUGCCAUCCACGCGCGUGCGCGGAAGUUCAGCCUCACCUUGACCAACGACCUCUACCAUCACAGGCGGCGGGUCCCCGUCAACCGCCCGUCGAUCGACGAAGUCGAGUCCGUCUGCUCCAAGUCUGACGACGGCAUCGACGAGGACGACGGGGUUGUGUCGCUAUUUAGCGAGCGGACGGGGAAGAUCAGAAUCAGCAGCGACUACAAACUCCGUGUGCCCAUAUCUCUGACUCUGACGAUAAUGACGUGCUACAUAGUAGGGGGCGCCAUCAUGUUCUCCAUAUGGGAGAAGAACUGGAACUUCCUCGUGUCCUCCUACUUCUGUGUGAUCACGCUCACUACGAUCGGGUUCGGUGACUACGUGCCCGGCACGGACAUGGACUCGUGGUCCAACGAGGAGAAGCGUGUCAUCUGCUGCCUGUACCUGCUGUUCGGGAUGGCCAUGCAGGCGAUGUGCUUCCACCUGAUGCAGGAGGAGAUCAGGAUGAAGUUCAGGCGGCUCGCCAAGAGGAUCGGACUCAUUGAGGACGACCAGCCGAAGACGCCACCGGAAAGUUUACAAGAUGAAGAAAAUACAGACUGAU